Messenger RNA from Wasmannia auropunctata (little fire ant), 1577 nucleotides. RefSeq lists its product as uncharacterized. Gene Ontology annotation, cellular component: mitochondrion. The record is from RefSeq and is a predicted model, not a curated record. NCBI's taxonomy places the organism in Eukaryota, Metazoa, Arthropoda, Insecta, Hymenoptera, Formicidae. The transcript has 6 exons. Bases 290 to 1165 code for a protein of 291 amino acids.
UCGGCUUCGCCAGCUGACGCACGUGAAUGACGUGAGACGUCAGGCAUCAGCCCGGUUAGCCUCUUCGACGGCCCACACGUUCACUGCGCAUGGGCCGGCAUGGGCUGAGGUCUCCUGUCAGUGUCUGACAUCACUGGGUCCUUGAAUGCGUUCCCGCACGUACCAGAUCGCGCCGGAUGCUUCUCGAGAGGGCAACCUCUCGAAAAAGAGAGAACGGAUAGCAUCGUAGACACUUGACCGCGAGUCGACGUGUGAGCCACCGUUGGACGUUCCCCCGCACCUGGACAAGAUGUGCGUGUCGAUGACGGCGCUUGGUCGGCGAGGGUUCACCUCGAGGGAUGUCAUGCGGCUGAGCGUUAAGCGACCGCGUUGCUCCAGCUGCGAGUCGUCGAUGAGCAACGUCCUGUCACGACGGUGUCCCGCGUCGUUGUACGUCGACGAUGUCUCGCGAGUCCUGGGUUGCUUCCGCACGAGGACGUUCUCGUCCGCGAGGACUCCGAUCUCCCCCGACGCCGUCGUCGACGCUCUGACGAAGCGGCAAGCGAAGGAGCUGGUGUCGAAGCUCACCCCGGAGGAGCGCGGCUUGUUCUUGACGGCGUUGAACGAAAGCAAGUCGGCGGAGGAUAAGGCUGGCUAUGAAGGUCAAUUGGCAGCUAUCCGAUGGAGGAGCAAGUUGGGUAGACCUAGCAAAAUACCGUCGCUGGGCGAGGUGGAUCCUACAGGAACUUACUGUCCUAUGCCAGAAGAUUGGUUAAAUCGCAAGUAUGUUGAACACGUUGCAGAGCCAACUACAAAAGACCUGGUGUUAGUCGCGAUCGCGAAUGCAAUUCCGUUCGUCGGGUUUGGUUUUCUUGACAACUUCAUCAUGAUCGUUGCUGGCGAUCAAAUCGAGUUGAUGCUGAACAGACGGUUCCCGAUCUCCACUAUGGCAGCGGCAGCACUGGGCAACACGGUCUCCGAUGUCAUUGGAAUCGGUUCGGUGCAUUACGUUGAGAUGUUCGCCCAAAAGAUCGGCUUCGAAGCGCCCAAGUUAACUCUAGUACAACUGAAUCUACCUAGGACACGGAUAGCCGCGAAUUUGGGUCGGGUCAUCGGUGUUACGAUUGGGUGCAUUAUUGGCAUGACACCUAUACCUAUAGCCGCGCUUUUCCGCAAUGGUAGUUGAAUUGCCCUAAAAAACGACUGGGAAACGAAUUAAUUUAAUUAACAUGUAGGAUAGGCCACUGAUAUCCCGCAAAUGCCUGCAAAUUUUUAUAAUUUUAACUUGACUAUCACAAAUAACACGAUUUGCGUUUGAACAAGUAUUACAAAAUAUUUAAUAUAUAAAUGUAUAGAAUGUAUAGUACGUAAUGGUAUAGAGCAAAGUUUGCGUGUGAUUAUGAGAUUGUUUCUUUAACGGUUGAGAUUUUUUUAAACCUACUGAGAUUUUAACAUCUACUGCGUUUUACGAGACUUUAAUUCGGCGCAAAAUCUAUUAAUUUUAAGUGAAAGCAAUUAAAAAAAGCUUGUAUGUGUGAUCUCAGAGAUUAAACUAGAAUAAAAACUUGUUUUAAUACCAGUCUUCCAAAAAAAAAAAA